Anthostomella pinea is the source of this 693-nucleotide messenger RNA. NCBI's taxonomy places the organism in Eukaryota, Fungi, Ascomycota, Sordariomycetes, Xylariales, Xylariaceae. The record is from the annotation of a GenBank genome assembly.
AUGGCUGGCAACACAUCGCAAAUUCCGGCGGACGUGAAGGAGCGGAUCAAGUCGUCGUACGACGCCAUCGCAACCGAGUACAACGAAUGGACGGUUCCGCACUCGGCACAACGCAUGCAAUAUCUCGCAACCGUCCUUGAGAAGCUGCCUCUGUCCGAUCCUUCGCUGCAGCCUAAGAUCCUCGAGCUUGGCUGCGGUUGCGGCCUCCCCGUCACGAAAAAGCUCAUGUCAUACCCUGCAGCCACAGUCAUCGCCAAUGACCUGUCCAGUGCUCAGAUCGCAAUCGCGAGAAAGAACCUCCUCGACGGUCCAGAUGACGAGAACGCGAAGCGAUUGACCCUCAUCGAAGGCGACAUGUUCAGUCUAGCCUUUCCUGACGACUCGCUUGACCUCGUCCUCGGAUUCUACAGUAUCAUUCAUCUGCCGCGAGUUGAGCAGACUGCACUGCUCGAGAAGAUCGCACGAUGGCUGAAGCCGGAUGGCUACUUACUUGCUAACUUCUCAACGGUGGCCGCGGACGCUUCUAUCAACAAGGCAUGGAUCGAAGAUAAGGGGUGGAUGUUUUGGAGCGGAUGGGGUGUCGACGGAACUCUGGAAGCAAUCAAAACCGCAGGCUUGGAAGUCGUCUCAAGUGAGGUCGCGAAGGAUACAGUUGACGAUUCCUCGUUUCUUUGGGUCAUUGCGAAGCGGUGA